GGGGCGCGGGGGCGGGGCGAGCCGAGGCCCCGCCCUAUCCGGCGGCGCCGGGGUGGGGGGGGCGGCGGCGGCCAUGGCGGCGGCGGCGCUGCGGCAGCUGGGCCGCGCGGUCCCGCGGGCGGCGGCGGCAUUGAGCGGGGCGCCGAGCCGCGCUCACCGCCUGACGCCGGCGGACGACGAGCUGUACCAGCGGACGCGGGUGACGGUGCUGGAGCCCGAGUCGCCCAACACCAUGUUCGUCGAGGGCUACACCAGCCGCGGCUUCGCCGUCAGCGGGAGCCUGGUGGUGGGGCCCUGCGCCAUCCUGCCCCGCGCCAUCCUCCAGUGGAACGUCGGCUCCCACAGGGACAUCUCGCAGGAGAGCCUGGUGCUAUUCCGGCUGCUGGAGCCCCGCAUAGAGAUCCUGGUGCUGGGCACGGGAGACCGGGUGGAGCGGCUGCAUCCCGCCGUGCUCAAGCAGAUGCGGGAGUGCGGGAUCGCCGUGGAGGUGCAGGACACGCCGAACGCAUGUGCGACCUUCAACUUCCUAACAAGCGAAAAACGCCUCGCGGCUGCCGGGCUCAUCCCUCCCCGGGGCGGCUAGUGCUCUCGGCCACGGACUGAACAGCCCCGACCGCCGCUGCUCCAGACGGGAAACUGCUUCGGAAUAAACCGGCAGACCCCAGCUGCUGCCUGGGCGGUGGCUCUGUGCGCACGGGGGGCCUUGUGGACGCAUGGGCUCAGCCCUUGGCCCCCCCAGUCACGGGGCUUUCUGUCCUCCUCGCCCAGCGGUGGGCUGCGGGCACGCUGGAGCGGGGCUGGGAGCAACGCAAGGGGCGAGCGUGGCCAGCAGCACUGCGCCCGAAGCCGUGAGGUUUUGCCGAGGUGGUACCUGCUCCGCUGGCAGCUGCUGCGUCCCCAGCACCUGGGAUUCUGCGCACCGUGUGAUAAACUUGCCUGAGAGA
Molecule: messenger RNA, 944 nt
Organism: Dromaius novaehollandiae (emu)
Lineage: Eukaryota; Metazoa; Chordata; Aves; Casuariiformes; Dromaiidae
Gene: NDUFAF3
Product: NADH:ubiquinone oxidoreductase complex assembly factor 3
Exons: 5
Coding region: 74-583 (169 amino acids)
Biological process (GO): mitochondrial respiratory chain complex I assembly
Cellular component (GO): mitochondrial inner membrane
Source: RefSeq, a predicted model, not a curated record